UUAAUAAAAAAUCGCUAAUGAGCAGAAAUUAUAUUACCACAUGUCCUUGCCUCGCCUCAUUCGAUUAGCCACUCAGAACAAAUCGAUCUGCAAUGGAAAAUCCAUCCAUGCUCGGGUUAUUGUAUCCGGGCCGGAUCCAGAUGUCCAGAGCGGCAACCAUUUGCUCACAAUGUAUGCAAAACUCGGUAACAUUGAUUACGCCCAGAAACUGUUCGACGGAAUGCCUGUUAGAAACCUAGUCACUUGGACUUCACUUAUCUCCGCUUGUUCCCAAAUGGGCCUGUUGGAGAAGGCGUUGAAUUGCUUCAGAGAAAUGAUUCUUGAAGAUGGGAUCACUCCUAAUCAUUACACUUACGUUGCUGCUCUUUCGGCUUGUGCUCAUAUUAGGGCGCUGAGGAAUGGCAAAGAGAUACACGCGAGAAUAUUCAAGAUAGAAGAAACUGUUAAUAGCUUUGUGAAUAAUAGUUUAGUUAACUUUUAUGGGAAAUGCGGGUUGCUGAAGUCUGCAAGAUUAGUUUUUGAGACCAUUUCUGAGCCAAAUACUGUUAGUUGUGUUUCUUUGAUAACUAGCUACACACAAAGUGGGGAUAAUGAUGAGGGCUUGAGGAUUUUCUUGAGGUCUUUGAGGAUUGGGGUAAAAAUUAACGAGUUUACGUACGUGAGCAUCUUACAUGCUUGUGCUGCAUUGCUGAUUUUGGAUGUUGGAAAGCAAGUCCAAGCUCUGGCUGUCAAAUCUGGUGUUAGGAUUGAUCCAUAUGUUGUGACAUGCUUGAUUAAUCUUUAUGUAAAAUGUGGCGAUUUGGAGCACGCGAGUAGGGCGCUGAGAGAGGCAGAGAAGCCGAGUAUCACAGCUUGGACUGCGUUGAUUGGAGGCUGCGUGCAUCUUGGAAAAAGCAGAGAGGCUAUUGAUCUUUUCCAAGAGUUGAUUUCCGCCGGCUUGAAACCUAGUGAGCAGACAUUUGCUUGUGUGCUGGGAGCCUUUAGUAGGGAUGUUGAAAUUAAAGGAGGGAUGCAGCUCCAUUGCUUGAUUAUAAAGAUGGGAGUUAAGCCAUUUAUUUUUGUCUCGAAUGCGCUGCUUGACUAUUAUGCGAAACUCGGCUGCUUAUGUGAUUCCUUCAAAACAUUUUCUGAAAUGGAUACGUGUGAUAUUGUUAGUUGGAAUGCUUUAUUAGCUGGCUGCAUCAAUGCAAAAUCUUAUGAUAUAGCAAUCCGAGUUAUCCAGGGGAUGUUGUUGGAAGGGUUCGAACCUGAUACUUACACAUAUUCAAGUCUUUUGAGCAUUUGUGGCGAUCUGCCCGCAGCCGAGUGGGGGAAGCAAACUCACUGCUGCAUCAUUAAACCUAGAUUAGAUGCUAACGUGGUGGUUGGAAGUGCUUUAGUAGAUAUGUAUGCCAAGUGUGGGCGACUGAACGAUGCAAGAAAAGUUUUCGACACUCUCCCGAGAAAGAAUCUUGUUUCAUGGAAUGCCAUGAUUGGCGGCUAUGCUCAACAUGGAUUUGGCAGAGAAGCACUUGAAAUCUUUGGCAUUAUGCUGAGGAAUGGGGUCAAACCGGACGACAUCACAUACCUUGGAGUGCUGUCAUCAUGUGGACAUGUUGGAGCAACGGAGGAGGCAUUGCAUCAUUUUGGAUCAAUGACUAGAGAAUUUGGUAUUACACCAAGAACGGAUCAUUUGGCUUGCGUAGUCGGCCUGUUUGCUCGAAAAGGGAAGACAAAAGAGGCAUAUGAUUUCAUAAGAAAUUAUGGUGGUGCUUCCAAUAAAGUAGUGUGGAGAAGUCUUCUAUCUGGUUGUGUGAUUAACAGACAUUUGGAGCUGGCCAGGUAUGCUGCUGAGCAAAUCUUAUGCAUAGAUCCAAAGGAUACAUCAGCUCAUGUGAUGCUAUCGAAUAUCUAUGCUGAUUCUGAUAUGUGGAGUGAAGCAUCUGAAGUCCGAAAUCUUAUGGAGGAGAAGGCAAUGAAGAAGGAAGCUGGUUAUAGCUGGACUUAGUUGGAGAUCUGAACAUUAUGCAUGAAAUUUACCUCACUGCCACAUAUUCUUCAUUCCAUGCCCCCUAAUCCGAGGGCAACAGUCAAGCUUCAUCGGGUCUUUCUUUCAGGUGAGUGUAGUCUGCAAUAUCUUAAUGCAUUUUACAGAAAUAGCAUUUUCAGAGCCAUUUUGAUAUGUGAAUGUGAAUAACAACAAUAGUUUUAGUUACAAGUUGGAAUUAUUGUAAUUCUAACUUAGCUGUUGAUGAUUAUAAGUCACUUCAUUCAUUCAGCUACCUCUAAUUUUUUGUUUUUUCUUAAGUAAUUC
This is a messenger RNA of Salvia hispanica, 2293 nucleotides long. RefSeq names its product pentatricopeptide repeat-containing protein At3g53360, mitochondrial-like. Gene Ontology annotation, biological process: RNA modification. Lineage: Eukaryota; Viridiplantae; Streptophyta; Magnoliopsida; Lamiales; Lamiaceae. Gene Ontology annotation, cellular component: intracellular membrane-bounded organelle. Gene Ontology annotation, molecular function: protein binding; RNA binding. The record is from RefSeq and is a predicted model, not a curated record.